GUAACUGACAAGCAUGGCAAGUUUAGUGGGUGCGCCAGCCGUGCCUUCACCUGCUCCACAAAAUAUUGGCAUACCAUCACCGCCUUCACUUCCUGCGCUGGUAGGCCCAUGUCUUCCUCAUCGCGUUCACCCCAUCUACGGCUCGUUCCACUUUCCACAAUGCGAUGGAAUCUUGCCAACCCUCCAUAGCGCGUCUACUAUCUCGUCGUCAGCAGCACAGUCGGCAACGCAUUCCGAGUCGUUUCAGGAGACUGCUGAACGAGAACUUGUGGAGGCGGUCAUGUCUGGCGAUGUUUCGAGGGUGUCCGACCUUUUGAAAACACAGGGAAAGCAGAACCUUGAAAUUCAGGAACAAGACUCUUUCAAAGAAUUUUCAUCUGGCAGAGGCGUUUCGAACGCUACAGGGUUGGGAUUAGUACACUAUGCUGCCUCACGUGGACAUUUGGAAGUGCUUCAACUGUUGGUCGAAAGAACGUCCCUGGUGGAUGUUGACGUCAAAGACCGCGAAGGCGAGACACCUCUAUUAAAAGCAGCGUACAACGGUCACACACAAGUCGUACGAUAUCUCCUCUCAAAGAAUGCAAAUGUCAACCAACAAGACAGUGACGGGUGGUCAGCACUGCAUAACUGCGCAUCGCGAGGUCAUCUAUUUGCAGCAAGAGCAAUCAUUGAAGGUGGCGCAGACGUCAACGCCAAAAGCCGAACAGGCCACACCCCAUUAAUGAGUGCGAGCGCUAAGGGAUUUCUGGAUUUAGUGGAACUGCUUUUAAACAACAAGGCUGACCCGCUUGUGAAGAACAAUUUUGGAGACACCGCGUAUGACUUGGCUGCUCAAUCGGAGGAGGCCUACAUUUGUGAAGUGCUACAAGUGUCGGAACAGGAUACCUUGGAGCGGCUAUCCAGGGAUCAAGCAGGGCAACGUGGGUCAAAGCACCCACUAAUGGCUCAGCACAAUACGGUUGUUGAAGUGAUUCAUGAGAACCAGCGAUCAGGGUUCCUCUCCCGACAAUUUUCUGUGGCAAAUUUAAGUAAGAAUGACAUCCGAGGUCCAUGGUCUAGUUCGGCAGGGCGCCCAUGCACUCUUGAAGAUGUGCAUUUACCGCUAGUGCGAAACCCGCAGUCGGGGCAGCUGGUCAGGGGAUGGUUUUGGUUGACGGAUUGGCGUGUGGACACCAAGCAUCCGAGAGUAGACCCUGUGGAAGGCUGGCAGUAUGCCAAAGCAUUUGAGGAACCAGACGCACAAUGGACAGCAGCACCAAUUGGUUCGACCUUGGCGAUGACUGGUUGGGUGCGGCGCAGACGGUGGAUCCGUGUUCGCAAGCGAAGAGUCGAUGAUACAUCUGGCAGCAGGGGAGAGCAAGAUGCCGAUGGUAUUGAUGCCACUGGCGACUAUGUCGCUCGGGCGCAAGCUCUUGUGCAGAAUAUUCCGCAAGAUGCAAACGAAGGUGACAUGCAUAUGGUGAAAGAUGAGCUACAAUCAUAUGAGGAAGCCAUUGCGAUGCUUCUUACCGGCAUCAAAAGCGAAAAACGUGCGGAUGUCAAACGAAUGGCUUCUUCGCUGGUCACUUCAUAUUUGGAGCAUGCUGAACAGCUAAAUACCCUCAUCAAUACGGUCGCAGAGGGAGAGGAGGAGGAGGAGGGGAAAUCUACGGGUUCACCAGCAGCAUCCAGCUCUAAAGGCAAAUUACCUUUAGGAGGGAAUGGUGGGCAGCCCUCGACACAGGUAAAUCAAAUAGUUGAAAGCAUGCCGGAUACACAGGAGCGGCCGGAGGUCCUUGACGAACACGCCCAACCUCCAUCGCCUCUACCCUUUGGAGAGGCGCGAUCAAUGGCAAUCUCGACCCCAAUUAAUCCCCUCAGUGGAACUACUUCUUCUGCACCGCUUGCCAUGUCACCGAUAUCAUCAUGGCAACCUGAUGACGAAGCUCCCCAAUGUUCGCAAUGUCAGCGCCGCUUUACGAUAUGGCUGCGAAGACAUCACUGCCGGUGGUGCGGCCGUAUUUUCUGUGCGAAUUGCACCGCAUCCAGGCUUCCUCUAUUUCCCAACACCGCACCCCAUCGGGUCUGUGACUCCUGCUUUGACUAUCUUUCGAACCGCAAUGCCCAUUCCACACCCCCCUCCACCCCAACACAUAUGGGCGAUCCCCCGUCACCGUCACGAUCGGCGUAUUCGGCCGCUGAGAGCAUCAUGAAUGAGUGUCCUGUUUGUCAAGCCAGUCUAGACAACCAAAAUAUGUCCGAAGAGGAAAUGGAGGCACAUGUUGCAGAUUGCUUGGAUAGAGUCGCCACUGGACGGGGACAAGGGCAGUUGAUCAGCGGCAAUCGUUAUGUGGUCCAGAUUCUGAAAGAGGACCUUCCGAAUAGGGAGUGCGCAAUCUGCUUUGAGGAAUUUCUGCAAGGGCAACGAAUAGCGCGAUUGAAUUGUCUCUGUUUAUAUCACCAGCAUUGCAUUGAAGCUUGGUUUACGAAUCCGAAUUUCGGCAGCCGGGCCUGCCCUGUACAUUUCAAAUAAUAGUGGACAGGAAGAAAAGUAGUUUCCGUUAUCGUAUAUAGGGAGCAGAGGCGGCAUGCUUGCCAAAUCACAUUGAUCUAUUAUCGAAACACCCAAUAUUAAAUUUAUGCUCCAAAGCGUUGCUGACAACUGGCGUAUUGUUUCAUGCCUCUUCUAUACCCCAUAAAUGACAAUUCCCC
Molecule: messenger RNA, 2691 nt
Organism: Spizellomyces punctatus DAOM BR117
Lineage: Eukaryota; Fungi; Chytridiomycota; Chytridiomycetes; Spizellomycetales; Spizellomycetaceae
Exons: 10
Coding region: 14-2512 (832 amino acids)
Biological process (GO): positive regulation of transcription by RNA polymerase II
Cellular component (GO): nucleus
Molecular function (GO): transcription cis-regulatory region binding; protein binding; metal ion binding
Source: RefSeq, a predicted model, not a curated record